AAAAUUAAAGCCCAUAGCAACAUGAGUAAAAUGGAUGUCAAAACAGGAUUAGUUGCAGGCUCUCACAACAGCAACCAGUUCAUCAUCAUCAACCCAGAUGCUAAUUUUUCUAGAAGAGUUUGGGAGGAAGAGGAAAGAGGAAAGGAAUGCAAAAUAUGUGGAGAAGAGAUAGGAAAAGACGAAGAAGGAGAAGAGUUUGUGGCAUGCAAUGAGUGUGGCUUCCCAGUUUGUAGGAAUUGUUAUGAGUAUGAGAGAAGAGAAGGAAGCCAUGUCUGUCCUCAGUGCAAAACCAGAUAUCCACGUCACAAGGGGAGUGCUAGAGUUGAAGGAGAUGAGGACGAGGACGACAUUGAUGACUUGGAGAAUGAGUUUGAUUUCAAUGGAGGAACAGGACAACAGGACAUGCAGAUCUGCACUUAUUCGAAGGUUGAACAUGAUCAUGAAGUGGGAGAAGGGCAAAGUAAUGCAAUAGUGGCAUCAAGCAAGGGCAAUAAGGUAAUUUUAAUAAAAGCAAGACCUAUGGAUCCUUCCAAGGACUUGGCUGCUUAUGGCUAUGGAAGUGUUGCGUGGAAGGAGAGAAUGGAAAUUUGGAAGGAAAGACAAGAAAAUCUUCGUCUAAUGAGAAGUACUGAAAAUAAUAGCACUCAUGAACAGCAUCAACAAAAUUUUGCAGAUGGUGACUCCUCAGAUCUCCUACUAAUGGACGAGGCAAGACAAGCAUUGUGGAGAAAGAUGAAGAUCCCAUCAAGCAAAAUAAACCCAUACAGAAUAAUGAUAAUAAUUCGAGUGGUGAUUCUUGGGUUCUUUUUCCACUAUAGAGUGACGCAUCCGGUGGACGAUGCUUAUUCUUUGUGGCUCGUAGCUGUUGUGUGUGAGCAUUGGUUCGCUCUUUCAUGGAUUCUCCAUCAGUUCCCAAAGUGGUUCCCUGUUCAGAGAAAAACCUAUCUGGAUAGGCUCUCCUUAAGGUUUGAGAAAGAUGGGCAGCCUUCAGAACUUUGUGCAAUUGAUAUAUUUGUGACCACUUGGGACCCAUCGAAAGAACCACCUCUGGUGACUGCAAACACUGUUCUGUCCGUUCUCGCGGUGGAUUACCCUCCUCAGAAGCUCACUUGCUACGUGUCAGAUGAUGGUGCUUCCAUGUUGACAUUCGAGGCCUUAUCUGAAACUUGUGAAUUUGGAAGAAAAUGGGUUCCCUUUUGUAAGAAAUUCAAUAUUGAGCCUAGGGCUCCCGAGUGGUACUUUGCAGAGAAGAUCAAUUACUUGAAAGACAAGGCACAUCCAUCGUUUGUUAAAGAGAGGAGAGCUAUGAAGAGAGAGUACGAAGAGUUUAGAGUUCGAAUUAAUUCUUUGGUUGCAAAAGCUAGAAAGGUCCCUGAAAAUGGAUGGACAAUGCAAGAUGGAACAAUAUGGCCUGGAAAUAAUGUCGGUGACCACCCUGGGAUGAUCCAGGUUUUUCUUGGACAAAAUGGACGACGUGACAUGGAUGGAAAUGAAUUGCCACGCUUGGUGUAUGUUUCUAGGGAAAAGAGACCUAAAUUCAAACACCAUAAGAAAGCAGGAGCAUUGAAUGCAUUGGUCAGAGUUUCUGCUGUGCUUUCAAAUGCUCCUUAUUUGUUAAACUUGGACUAUGAUCAUUACAUCAACAAUAACAAAACUCUCAGGGAAGCAAUGUGCUUCAUGAUGGACCCCUUACAAGGCAAAAGAAUAUGCUAUGUUCAAUUCUCUUAUAGGUUUGAUGGUGCUGAUAAUAAUGACAGAUGCAACACUCAAAGUACUUCAUUCCAUGAUAUUAACAUGAAAGGCUUGGAUGGGAUUCAAGGACCUAUAUAUGUUGGGGCAAGAUGUAUGUUUAAAAGGCAAACACUAUAUGGCUAUGAUGCUCCAAGAACAAAGAAGACACCAGCUAAGACAUGCAAUUGUUGGCCAAAGUGGUGUUGUUUAUGUUGUUGCUUAAGAAAGAAGAAAAAGUCAAAGAAUUCAAAGUUUGACUUUACAGAUAGUAGCAACACAAAAGUGCAUGCAGAGAUAUCUAUGGCAAACCAUGCUUUGACCUAUAUUGAACACGGAACCAAAGGAGUUCCAAGACAAGUUUUAGGUGAAACGUUUGAGCCAAAGUUGUGGAAAAAAUUUGGGCAAUCUCCAAUAUUUAUUGCAUCUACUCUUCUAGAGAAUGGUGAGACAACAAAAGGUGCUAGCCUUGCUUCUCUACUUAAGGAAGCCAUCCAUGUCAUUAGCUGUGGCUAUGAGGAGAAGACUGAAUGGGGAAAAGAGGUUGGAUGGAUCUAUGGUUCAACUACAGAGGAUAUACUGACAGGGUUUAAAAUGCACUGUCAUGGGUGGAGAUCCAUAUAUUGUAUCCCUGAAAGGCCUGCAUUCAAAGUUUCUCCACCAAUAAACCUUUCAGAUGGUCUAAUUCAAGUAUUUAAGUGUGCACUAGGAUCUACUGAGAUAUUCUUGAGCAAACAUUGCCCUAUAUGGUAUGGCUAUAAAGGAGGAUUGAAGUGGCUUGAACGCCUUUCUUACAUAAAUGCUACUAUUUAUCCAUGGACAUCUAUUCCUCUUAUUGCAUAUUGCACUCUUCCAGCAGUUUGCUUGCUCAUAGGAAAAUUUAUUGUUCCUCAGCUUAAUAACUUUGAUGGCAUGUGGUUUCUCUCACUUUUCAUAUGCAUCUUUGCAACAAGCAUACUAGAGAUGAGAUGGAGUGGAGUGACAAUUGAUGAGUGGUGGAGAAAUGAACAAUUUUGGGUGAUAGAAGGAGUAUCAGCAAAUUUAUUUGCAAUAUUUUUAGGACUAUUCAAGGUGAUAGCUGGUAUAGAUGCAAAGUUCAUUGUGAAAUCAAAAGCAAGUGAUCAUGAUGAUGAUGAUGAAGAAAAUGACUUCUCUAGGCUAUUUGCAUUGAAUUGGACCACUUUGCUCAUUAUACCAACGACAUUGUUAAUUUUGAACCUCAUUGCCAUUGUUGCAGGCGUGUCACAUGCAAUUAAUACUGGUUUUGAAUCUUGGGGUCCUUUGUUAGGAAAACUAUUCUUUGCCUUUUCAGUGAUUUGUCAUUUAUACCCUUUCCUUAAGGGUAUGCUAGAUAGACAAAAUAGGACUCCCACCAUUGUUCUUGUUUGGUCUGUUUUGCUUGCUUCUUUCUUUUCUGUUUUGUGGGUGAAAAUUGACCCUUUUUCACCCAAAUUCAAUGGUCCAAUCUUGGAGGAGUGUGGAUUGGAUUGUGAUUAGCUUCAAACUCUAAUGUUUUUAAUGAUAUUUCUAAUAGGAGUUGGUGAGGAAAUUUUUAUGGGCCCAAUUCUUCCCUGAUUUAUAUAUAUAUUUGAAGCAGUGAGGAUGUCAUAUUGAUCUACUUGAGUUUCAGACUAAUUAUAUUUGUAUUCAUGUAUCAUAUUUUUACGUUUUAUAAACAUGUAUAAUGUCAUCAAGCAUAUUUCU
Molecule: messenger RNA, 3432 nt
Organism: Prosopis cineraria
Lineage: Eukaryota; Viridiplantae; Streptophyta; Magnoliopsida; Fabales; Fabaceae
Product: probable cellulose synthase A catalytic subunit 6 [UDP-forming]
Exons: 13
Coding region: 22-3225 (1067 amino acids)
Biological process (GO): cellulose biosynthetic process; plant-type primary cell wall biogenesis
Cellular component (GO): plasma membrane; trans-Golgi network
Molecular function (GO): cellulose synthase (UDP-forming) activity
Source: RefSeq, a predicted model, not a curated record